AUGGCUAAAGCAGCGCUCCUCGUGGGCGCUCUGCUGGCCCUUGUCAUGUGCCUGGCGGCGACGGCCGUCUCGGCGCAGCGGUCGGUGGAGUGCCAGAUGGUGUGGACAGGCGCGUCCUCUAACAACAGCCUGUUGGCCUGCCUGGGGAACAAGGGCCGCAUCCAGUCUCAGUGGGCCUUCUACCUGUAUCCCGGCUUCGCUGCCCUCAUCUUUAUCUUUACGCUCAUUGUGCUGCCAAUCGUGUUCUGCUGCGGCUGCUGCAAGGCGUCUGCGACGCCGGAGGAGAUGAAGGACAUCGGCGUUGCUCGCUGCUACCUGUGGAUGUGGAUCGCGAUUUCGGUGCUUAUGGCGUGCGGCGUGUGCGUGCUGCUGGUGUACGGCGCCGUCUUACUGGGGCAGACCGCCAACCAAAUCGUCAGUGACGUCGAGAACCGCACGCUGGAUUACUUCAACGAGACCCGCAUGAGCAUCACGACGCUGCUGACGAACUACAGCGCGAGCCCACCGACACCACCGACGAUCGACCUCAAUGCCUUCGACUCUCUCAACGGCAACAUUACGUACUACGCGCAUAUGGUCCGCGACAGCUACCUCAAGUACUUUCGCAUUGCCGAGAUCGUGGCGUGCUGCGUCGGCGGCGUUGGUAUUUUCCUGAUGCUGUGCAUGCUGGUCUUCGCGGCUUGCCGUUGCAGUGGGUGCUGUCCGAUUGCGUGGAGCUGCGUGUACUUUGUGUUCGCGCUUAUAUUCGCGCUGCUUGCCGUGCUGUUCACGGUGUCCAUCUACGUGAUGUUCGCCGGCUGCGGCGAGGUGAACCUCCAGUACAAGCGUGCGCCCGGCAUCUUCCAGUGGUACCUGGUGCCGUGGUGCAGGGAGGAGUUCAACUUCCAGUCGCUGCGGGCUGAGGUGCAGGCCCAGGAGCAGCAGGUCUCGCAGAGCGCCUGCUCGGAGCUCUUGAUGUUCUGCGACAACGAUCCGGUGUAUCCGGGGACGGACGAGAACCACAUCUUCAUGUGUGGCAACAACAUCACCGAUGGGGAGCAGUGCAAGUCGCUUGACGACGUGGUGACGGUCGUUUUGUCUACAUACGUGAAGCCCAUGCUGACCAACACGCUGUGUGCGAACCGGACGAACAUGACGCAGCUGGAGAAGUGCACGCUGGAGGACUGCGCAUCGAUGUGUGUGGACUACCAGGAGCCUUUUCUGCCUGCCAAGACGUACGCCACUCAAAUUAUACAGGCUGUCAACUUUGCUGCGAAUGCGAGCACUGCGCUGUCGUACGUGUAUCCACUGCUGGAGUGCAACUUCAUCAUUGACAAGGUUGCCAACACCGUCGAGUCGCUGCAGUACGACAGCAGCUUCACCGCGAAGAACUACGAUGUACACAGCUGCUCUGCGAUCCGCACGUCCUCGGUGAUGCUGGGCACCGGCUUCUUUGUGGGGUCGCUCAUGUAUAUUCUCGGCAUCUACGUCAUGCACCGCGGUGCCUGGGUCUGGGCUGAGAGCAAGGUGCAGUGCGAUACAUCGGGAAAGAGGUCGGGCGCUUCCUCUACAGAGAAUGUCUUUGCACAUAACGCACAGGGAUCUUGA
This is a messenger RNA of Leishmania braziliensis MHOM/BR/75/M2904, 1587 nucleotides long. RefSeq lists its product as hypothetical. The coding region runs from base 1 to 1587 and encodes 528 amino acids. The transcript has a single exon. Lineage: Eukaryota; Euglenozoa; Kinetoplastea; Trypanosomatida; Trypanosomatidae. The record is from RefSeq and is a predicted model, not a curated record.